CGACGAGCCCUUUAAUUAUGAUCAGAAGUGAAGGGGAUUUUUUUAGCUUUGUUGGAUGCUGCACAAAGUAGAAAGGACCAAAUCAAUGCAUUUCUGUCAGCAUUAAUCUUCGCGUUUUUAGACUGUUUGUCACCGUAGUGAACCAUAAUGGAUAUGAAGGGUGCCUCAGCCCUCGGAUGAAAGACUGCCGACCGGGCGCAUAAUUUUGACUCUAAUUGCCCAGCCAAACACAUACACACAUGUUGUCGGUUUGACGCGUAAUGCUUUUCCCCAUACUCUUCUUUAGCUGAACUUGCGCUUACUCUUUCUUUUCUUCCUUCAAAAACUAAAAGUUAAGCUAAUGAAUUCUACUUUAGCAACUGCAUUUACUCGCGCAAUUAACAUCAAGUACCCCGUGGUUCAAGCACCUUGUGCUGGCCAUACCAGUGCCGAUCUCGUGGCAGCUGUCAGUAAUGCCGGAGCGCUUGGUUCCCUUGGUGCUGCCAUGAUGCCGGUUGACGCAAUGCGGUCGACAAUUCGUGCCAUCAAGGAGAAGACGACACAACCAUUCUCGGUCAAUCUAUUCUGUCGUGCUGCACACACGCCCACUGCCGACGAACUUCACCAAGAAUACCCAAACGCUGACGCUGUGCUCGACCAAAUCCGCAACGACCUAAAGAUUCCCACGCCAACCAAAUAUUUGCUACGUUCACCGCCACUGGAUGAGCAAAUAUCCGUGAUUCUAGAGGAGAAAGUGCCUGUGGUAUCUUUUACGUUUGGUGUUUUGCCCGAUAAUGAGCUUCAGCGACUGUGGAGCGCAGGUGUGUACUUAAUUGGUACCGCCACGUCUGUUAAGGAAGCAAUGGUGUUGGCCGGAUUGGACGAAGCUGACCCGACACGCAAGGCCGAUGCUAUUGUUGCGCAAGGAUUAGAAGCUGGCGGUCAUCGAGGCACAUUUUUGUUUGAUGAGCAGCAGCUGUCAACGCGCGAGUUGACCAAAGGUGUCUAUGAAGCGUUCCAAAGACAGCAAUCAUCGACCAAAAUUAGUGUACCCAUUCUGGCAGCUGGAGGACUCAGCAGUGGUGCGGAUGUAGCAGAGCUCUUGUACAAGUUCCACGCAGAUGGUGCUGUCCUUGGUAGCUUGUUUAUGCUCUCCAAGGAAUCAUCGACACCACCUGUCCAUCGCCAGAUCAUGAUCGAGUCGGAUGCACAGACACGCUUGACACGUGGCCUUUCGGGACGCUAUGCACGGGGUUACCCGAAUGCGUUUAUGGACAAGAUGGACAAAUUGAGCGAUGCGGAUAUUCCUUCAUAUGAUAUACAUUCUGCACGAACCAAGGAUAUUGUCGGAUAUGCAGCACCCAAGGGCAUGUCGGAUUACAUGAUGCUGUGGUCGGGUACAAAUGCACGCUCUGCUGGCCAGUACACCGACCAAGGCACUUUGCCUGCAGCUACUCUUGUAGCCAAGCUUGCUGAAGAUAUAUUCAAAGAGCAACAACAAUAAAGGAAAGCGAUGGAAUAUGUCUUAUGGAAGAGCGAAAGAAAGGACAUAUCUACA
Zychaea mexicana is the source of this 1537-nucleotide messenger RNA. Its product is annotated as 2-nitropropane dioxygenase. The coding region runs from base 341 to 1483 and encodes 380 amino acids. The transcript has a single exon. Gene Ontology annotation, molecular function: nitronate monooxygenase activity. Lineage: Eukaryota; Fungi; Mucoromycota; Mucoromycetes; Mucorales; Lichtheimiaceae. The record is from RefSeq and is a predicted model, not a curated record.